Messenger RNA from Prosopis cineraria, 1691 nucleotides. Its product is annotated as mitochondrial arginine transporter BAC1. Gene Ontology annotation, biological process: mitochondrial L-ornithine transmembrane transport. The coding region runs from base 466 to 1383 and encodes 305 amino acids. Gene Ontology annotation, molecular function: L-ornithine transmembrane transporter activity. The transcript has 9 exons. The record is from RefSeq and is a predicted model, not a curated record. NCBI's taxonomy places the organism in Eukaryota, Viridiplantae, Streptophyta, Magnoliopsida, Fabales, Fabaceae.
UGGCAACAUUACGCGGCUGCCUACGUAACGCGAGCCUUCCGUCCGUCCCUGCGGAAGAGAGUCGGCUGGGGAAGAAAAGAUGGUUUGGGGAGAGGCCAAGGGGCCAAACUCUCUGAACUAAUGACAGGGAAGAGGUUCUCUGUGCUUCCGUCAAUUUAAUCAUUUUCCUUGAUGUGAAUUUACCUAUAGGCUAUAAUAUACCGAGACAAAUACUACACACACACACACACUUAAAAAAAAAAAAAAAAAAAAGACCUUGCGCUGGCCACUGUUGCUGCUUGGAAGCAUUGACCGCUGAAAGUGAAGCUAGCGUGGGACUCCACCUUUCCACCGGAGGAGCUUGACGCUGACAAGUGGAUAUUGAGAGGCAGAUUCGAAUCGGAUAUGGUGAAUGUUGGUGGAGAUGACGAUAGCCAAAUAGUUGCAAGUAGCUGAGGGAAGUCUAAUUGGAGAAACUAGGCAGAGAUGGGGGAUAGUUCAAGUUCGGGAUUCAAGGAAUAUGUGGCCGGUUUGCUCGCUGGGGUUGCGACUGUAGCUACGGGUCAUCCCUUUGACACUGUGAAGGUGAAGCUGCAAAAACACAAUACUGAAGCACAUGGGAUUCAUUAUAGAAGUGGUCUGCAUUGCACUGCUAAGAUACUGAAGACUGAGGGAAUUAGAGGACUUUAUAGAGGAGCAACAUCAUCUUUUAUUGGGAUGGCUUUUGAAAGCUCACUGCUUUUUGGCAUUUAUUCCCAGACUAAACUAGCCCUCCAGGGUGGUCUGCCAAGCAGUGCACCACAGCCUCAUGUAAUAAUACCAUCUGCAGCUUAUGGCGGUGCCAUAAUCAGUUUUGUGUUGUGUCCAUCAGAGCUGGUGAAGUGCAGGAUGCAAAUCCAAGGCACUGACUCUUUGGUUCCCACGUCCAGCAGAUACAAGAGUCCUCUUGAUUGUGUCCUAAGAACUGUAAAAACAGAAGGGGUGGCUGGAAUCUUUCGUGGUGGUUAUACAACGUUGCUUAGAGAAUCAAUAGGAAAUUCUGUGUUUUUCAGUGUUUAUGAAUAUGUGCGUUAUCACAUGCAUUCACAUAUUAAAUCUGCCUCGUCCAAUUACAGUAACUUGAUUGACAUGGGAAUUGGGAUCGUUUCUGGUGGCCUCAGCGGUGUAGCUUUUUGGUUGGCUGUUUUACCCCUGGACGUGGCAAAAACAAUUAUUCAGACUAAUCCCGAUAAAAAAUGUCCGAAGAAUCCUUUUCAUGUCUUGAGUAAUAUUUACGGGAGGGCUGGAUUAAAUGGGCUUUAUACAGGCUUGGGUCCCACAGUAGCUCGAGCAUUUCCUGCUAAUGCAGCCGCAAUUGUAACCUGGGAACUAGCAAUGAAAAUGUUAGGCAUUAAACAUGACUAAGAGUCCCCCUCUGACAUUUUCUAGUGGCUGGAGAAAUAGAAUGAUUUUUAAAGUAGGUUCCAGCAUUGCAUUGCCAUGAGAAACACAGCUCGGUUAGAGUAGUUGGAAGAGGUCGUGAUUGCAAACCAACCAACCACCCCCCCUUCAUUUUUUUUGUUUUUAAAUUCUGUAUCAUUUUUUCUUCAUUCAUGUCAUUUGGAUAGAAAAUUAUUUUCAUUAGAAUUUCAUUCUUAUAUCGGUUCACGCUAAUUGUUUCCCCAUUCAUGUUGAAAGCUGAAAGUGAGAAAGAAAGCAGAAAAUUUUAACAA